Messenger RNA from Aspergillus terreus NIH2624, 1767 nucleotides. Its product is annotated as cation:proton antiporter. The coding region runs from base 1 to 1767 and encodes 588 amino acids. The record is from RefSeq and is a predicted model, not a curated record. Gene Ontology annotation, molecular function: antiporter activity. The transcript has 3 exons. Lineage: Eukaryota; Fungi; Ascomycota; Eurotiomycetes; Eurotiales; Aspergillaceae. Gene Ontology annotation, biological process: proton transmembrane transport. Gene Ontology annotation, cellular component: membrane.
AUGGCCGGUGACCAAGCCAAUGAAUCGGCCUUUGCCUACCAUGAGCCACCAAUUGCCACCGUCCUGAACCAGGCUGGAUUCUUAUUGGUGCUUAACCUGGUCAAUGUCUGCCUGGACAAGCUUCUGUAUUGUGGCCUCAUCGGUCAAUUGUUCAUUGGGAUCCUCUGGGGCACCCCUGGCGCGAAAUGGCUCGAUCGAGAGAUGGAGACCGUUAUUCAGCAGCUGGGGUAUCUGGGUUUAAUUAUGCUUGUAUAUGAAGGUGGCCUGUCAACUUCAAUCAAAGCGCUGAGAGCGAAUCUUCUGGCGUCAGUUUCGGUGGCGAUUACGGGAAUCGGGGUACCCAUGGGGCUGUCCUUCAUCCUCAUCGAACUAGUUGGCGCAACCUCUCUGCAGGCAUUCGCUGCUGGAGCCGCCCUCAGCGCGACAAGCCUUGGCACCACGUUCACGAUCCUGUCGACUACGCAGCUGAUUUCCACGAGACUCGGUACUGUGACCACCAGUGCUGCGAUGCUAGACGAUGUGGUCGGUCUUGUCAUGGUCAAGAUCAUUUCCAAUCUCGGUGGUAGCGCUGCCUCAUUUAGUGCCACUACCGUGGUGCGACCGGUGUUUGUCUCCGUCGGGUUCGCAAUCGGGUUGUUGCUCCUCUGUCUUUUCUGCCUUCGUCCGAUCUUGAGGAAGCUGCUCUCCAUGACAGACAAGAUGCCCAAGGUUAUGGGCACGUUUGAGUUCGCUUUCGUCGCACAUACCUGUGUUUUGGUUUGCGUUGUCGGUGGUGCGACCUACGCCGGCACCUCCAGUCUUUUCGCUGCGUACAUGGCGGGAGUUAUCAUCUCCUGGUUCGAUGGGAUGGUGGUUGAGUCUAGAGAGGCUAAGGGCGAGUCUAAUGCCAGCCAACCAGAAGGAGAUUUGUUGAGGUCAACAGAAAAUACCACAUCUGCAGCGGUAGAAACCAGCAGUGAGGUGUCAAACAAGAGCAACACACACAGUCGAGUCCCGACGGGUGAACUGGUAUAUGAAAAGUACUACAAGCAACCUGUGAACAGGAUCCUGAUUCCGCUGUUUUUUGCGUCGAUCGGCUUCGCCAUUCCCAUUACCGAAAUGUUCAAAGGGGAAAUUGUGUGGCGCGGUGUCGUGUACGCCCUGUUGAUGACAUUUGGCAAAGUAAUUACGGGGCUGUGGCUCGUCCGCUUCUCAUCUUCCUCUGGACUGGGCCAUCUGGUGUCUGUCAUCACCAAACCCCUGUCCUACAUGACCCUCUUAUGCCCUACUCCAGGGCGUAAGUCGACCGUGAAUAGGAAGAGCAAAAAUGCUGGUGAGACAAACCAAUCCCAGAGCGAACCAAUGAACGAUUCAGACAACAGUCAAUCAUCAGGCGACCAAGAUGAGAAAGCAGGAGACCAAACCAAGGAGCCCAACACCUCGAAGCAGCAGCAGCGGCCUGAACCAGCCUCAACGUCCCGCACAUCGCUCUCCCUUCCUCCCAAGCCAAAAUCGCUGUAUCCGCCUGCAAUCCUCGGACUAGCAAUGGUUGCGCGAGGGGAGAUCGGCUACCUGAUUGCGUCGCUUGCCGAGAGCCAAGGCAUGUUCUCGAAUGGCUCUGCCUCGGGCGGGCCGUCGGAGACGUAUCUCAUAAUCAUCUGGGCCAUCUCGCUGUGCACGCUUGUAGGUCCGAUUGCUGUUGGGACCCUGGUGAAACGGGUCAAGAAUCUCCAGCAGAGUAGAUUGGAUUCUGGGGGCCCUGACCCGCUGGGUGUUUGGGGGAUUUGA